AUGAAACUACCUAGAACCUUUUCAAUCAAUUCCAUCAAGUCCUUUGGGAGAUUUCAGCAAGUCAGAAACGCAUCAGUUUCCAACGUCAGAUUUAUCCAAAAAUCUUCAAAAGUUCAAGAUCCACUCGAGAAGUAUCGUGAAAAAUUAGAAAAGAAAGCUAAAGAAGUUGGUGCUAGUAAUGUGGAUGAAUUGAAAGAAAAGCUAAAAGAUAAAAUUGAAGAUACUAAAAAAGAGUUCAACAAGAUUGAUCCGUUAAAAGAGUUGGAAGAAUAUGAAAGAAAACAAGCUUUAGAGGCUCAACAAAAAAAACUACAUGAAGAUAAACUAAGAGGCCCUAGAAAGGAGGGUACACCAGAAAAACCAUACAAAACAUUGAACUCAUUCGUUGAUGUUUCUAAAAUAUCAGAACUACCACCAAGAGAAUUGGAAUAUAUCUGGAAAGCAAGAUUUCAAAGUAAAGAAAAUUCAUUGAUCUCAAUAGUUCCUAAUAACGUUUUUGAUAAGCUUUACAAAAAUGCAAGAGAGAAUCCAACAUUCGUUUUACCUCUUCCAAGAGAAACAGAAGGUGGUGAAAACGAUGCAUUUGAACUACACUAUGUUCAAUGGCAAUUUGUUGGUCCAAACACAGUCCAUUGUAUGUUUACCACAUUAUUAGAAUUCAAGACACAUAAAGAAUUUGCUAGACCACAUACCUCUUUGAUGUUUCAUACUGAAUUGAAAGAAGACAAAGGGUUAGUAUUGAUGAAUGGUACUGUUGAGAAAGAUUCGGCUGUUAAAUUACCAGAAGCCCAACUUUUAUUAUUAAAUGUUCAGAGAUUCUAUGGUGCUUUAGCUGAUAGUGAGGCUUCAAAGCGUCGUACCAAACUUUUGAGAGAUUUCACAUCUGGUUCUUCGGAUUUUUCAGUCGAGGCACUUGUCGCUGAAGCUCAAUCCUUGGAAAACUAG
Molecule: messenger RNA, 945 nt
Organism: Hansenula anomala
Lineage: Eukaryota; Fungi; Ascomycota; Saccharomycetes; Phaffomycetales; Wickerhamomycetaceae
Gene: ATP11
Product: Atp11p
Exons: 2
Coding region: 1-945 (314 amino acids)
Biological process (GO): mitochondrial proton-transporting ATP synthase complex assembly
Cellular component (GO): mitochondrion
Source: RefSeq, a predicted model, not a curated record